UGUGCAUAACAACCAAGUGGAAAACUUAGUUUUAAUUCAAGUACAGAAUCAAGUAUACAAAAUGGGCUGCAAAGGUUGUGGAACAAAUUGCCAGUGCACAGCACAGAAAUGCGGAGCAGGUUGCUCCUGCAACAAGGAUUGCAAUUGCGUGUGCAAGAAUGGACCAAAGGACCAAUGCUGCAGCAACAAGUAAUCCAUAAAUAUUCAAUUCCAUCAAAUCUUAUGUUGGCCAAUAUGCAAUAAAAAAUGUGUCUCCCAUGGGAA
Molecule: messenger RNA, 264 nt
Organism: Drosophila willistoni
Lineage: Eukaryota; Metazoa; Arthropoda; Insecta; Diptera; Drosophilidae
Product: metallothionein-2
Exons: 2
Coding region: 62-193 (43 amino acids)
Molecular function (GO): metal ion binding
Source: RefSeq, a predicted model, not a curated record